AUGUUGCCUGAGCUGCUCUUUACCGUUGGCUCUAGCAUGCAAGAAUUUUCCAAAGAUGACUACAGUUGUAUAUUGAAUGGAGGCUGUGAUAAAGAAUCGACUCUCGCAAAUACCGAAACCACGUUAGAGCGCAUCAAGUUGUCAAAAACGCCCGAUUUGGAUGCAAAUGCGGAAAAUAUCAAGGAAGAUCCAUAUUCAUGGCAUUCGACGCAUCAUCGCACAGACAUUGGCUCAAAUUUGCUACGGAGCUCCGAUGAUCCGUUGAUUUCUGGAGGCACGCAUGAUAACCAAAAUGAUACAGAAUUCCCAUCGAUUCGUGUCAUUUCAAAGUCACCGUCGAUUAUCAUCCCGCCGCCAUCUCCCACAAAUAUUCUCACACAACGUCCCAAAAAAGUCACGAGAACGCGCAAAAAACAACAAUUCAAGCUGCGAUUCCAUCAUCAAGCUUUACCGCCGGAAUAUCUCGACCAUUAUGAGGCAUCGCAACACUCGCAGCAACGACGAGAACAAAUGCAACAACAACAACAACUCCAACAAAUGUCGACGGGCAAAAAACGCACAAUGGAAACCGAACUCAACAACCGGAGUCAAAUGACAAAUGAAUCCGUGAAAAAUUGGCUGCAAAAAAUCACGCAACUCCAGCAAGAGGGAAAAACCAAAGUCGAGGAACAAGAUGCCGUCGCUGCACAAAUGUCGCAAAAAUCGACAAAAGUCGCCAGUUACAAGGAUUUGCCGUACAUGGGCGAGAUGACGCUCGAAAACUCGAAGCCACGUCGUGGCAGGAAACCAAAGAAGGCGGAUAUUUGUCAUUUAAUUUACAAAAAUUACGGAACAAUUUUUCCCGAUACGCCAAAGCAAAUGCUCAAAGAUGACGCGGAAACGCCCGAAAAGUCGACUACAAGCAAAAAAUCACAAAAUGAACCUUUGAAUCUUUGUGUUCGAGAUACAAGUGAUCCGUUUGUCGUUUCAAGCAGCGACGAUGACGAGGAAGAAGAUGACGAAGAUUCGCUCAUGUCAUCGGAACAAACGACGCCAUUGAUGUCUCCCACAGAUAUGACGAUGGAUUCGAGUCUGGCACUCAACAUGAAGAAUUCUUUGCAAAAUAUUCACUCUUUGAUGAGUAAUGAAGUGCCUCCGGUUACUCCGUCAACUGAAACUUCAAUUAGCGAAGAGCCAUCUCCAAAAUCGGGAGAUCCGGCGACUUUCGCUUGGCCUUCUUCGGGCACUUUUAUCCAUCCGAUGGCACUUUAUUACCAAAAAAUGAUGGAUUCGGGCGUAAAAAUUGAUAAAAAUUCAAUGAGUCCUCCUCUAAAAGCUUCAAAUAACUCCGAAACGCCUGAACUGAAACAACGAUUAGUGCCGAAAAGCAUCUCAAAAUUGAUGAAAGAGGAGCAUCAAAGCAAUUUAGAUGCAACUUCGGUGUCAAGUAGCUCAUCCAAUACCCAAUCUUCAACCUCCAAGAGCGGACAAAAGCGCAAAAGAUCCGCAAUUUUCAUCCCGCCUCUUCCAGCGGAGCCCAAAUCUCACGCCACGGAAGUCAGCAUCUGCAAAUUCAAGUUCACGGGAGGCGCCAAACCCUCGUUGCAGGAAAAGAAAAUGCUCUCGGUCGAUUCUGGCGGCAAUUUCCGCUAUUAUUCGGGCACAGGCGACAAAAGUAUGCGCGGUUAUGAAUUUUUCCCGCGCGAAAGUCUCGCUCUCAGUAGUUUAACUGCCAACACAACGACAAAUGCCUUCCUGAACGCCACAAGUGAGAAAAUUGACUUGCCCCCGCCAUCCGCUGGACUGAGUAACGACGUGCUGCAAAUACCUGAAUUCCCGAGUACGAGUGUUGUUGCCCCCUUGCCAACUUCCCCCAUAAAAUUACAUCCUCCGAUGACCAGUAGACAUCAUCAUCAACGUUUCCCAUCGACUUCAAGUUGCUCAACGUCGUCAUCGAGUGUGGAUAAGAGGAGCAAACGGAAAUCUAAGAGGUCCAUGCAACGUGAAAAGCUGGAAAAGACUUUUAAAGAAAAGGGAUUUUUGAUUCAAACGCAACAAUUGCAGUCAGCGGAGGGAGCAACGUACUGCAAAUUUCGACAAUUGAGGAAAUUCACAAGAUAUCUCUUUAGAAGUUGGAAAGAUCACUUGCCGGGAGAUGUGCAAGGACAAUUUGUCGAUGCCAAUGGUGUGCCGCAUUGUACAAUGACGGGAAAUGGACCUGAAAUACCAUCAACGCUGUAAAAAAAAAAAGUUAAAAUUAGUCGAAGUUUUAAAUUUAUUUUUAAAUUUUGUCCUUUAA
Molecule: messenger RNA, 2278 nt
Organism: Culicoides brevitarsis
Lineage: Eukaryota; Metazoa; Arthropoda; Insecta; Diptera; Ceratopogonidae
Exons: 3
Coding region: 1-2220 (739 amino acids)
Source: RefSeq, a predicted model, not a curated record